Mercenaria mercenaria is the source of this 3731-nucleotide messenger RNA. Its product is annotated as fibroblast growth factor receptor-like 1. The record is from RefSeq and is a predicted model, not a curated record. The transcript has 8 exons. Gene Ontology annotation, molecular function: fibroblast growth factor binding; fibroblast growth factor receptor activity. Lineage: Eukaryota; Metazoa; Mollusca; Bivalvia; Venerida; Veneridae. Bases 1133 to 2668 code for a protein of 511 amino acids. Gene Ontology annotation, cellular component: plasma membrane.
GCUUUCUGUUAUAUUGUCGGAAAUGUUCGGACUUAAAUACAAAAAUCAAGAAAAACUCUAUUAACUCAACAAAUAGACACAAAGUAAAAUAAUUAAGAAAGGAAAUGAAAGAACGGUGAGAGACACGACUGGAUAUAAAGACCGUUUCAAAACACUAGGCCAGAGAUAGAACAUUUUGCUCACGGUUCGCCGCGCUCGUCAAUGUACUGUUGAUGUAAGAGGGGAAUUGAUAGAGAGACGAUAUGAAGUAGGAAAGGGUUUAGAUGAACAGUGUCGAUGCUACUGGCUGGCUGACUAGACGUAUUUGAUAGUUAGCAAAUGAUUAUAGCUGAUUUAUGACUGUUUUGUUGUUUGCUUACUUGUCAUUGUUACAUUUGGAAGUGAUAUUAUUUGAUGGCGUUGCGAUGAAGUUUAACGGAUUUUAUAGAUAUUAAAAUGGAAUUAUGGUAUGAAUAGUUGGAGUAUGAUGUAGGAAUUCAGUACAUGCAAGAAACGCAUUAAGUAAUGUAUGACGAUUAACUAAUUGAAAAAAAUGCGAUCAUUAGGAGAAUAUAAUUACAUGAUUAUAUAUUUUUAUUUAAUGCAUUUAUUUGAUUUUCUGUGACUAGUUACGGAUUGAGGAGCCGUAUUAUAAUACGGUGUAAAUUGUGGAUAAUUUCAACGAUGUGGAGCUGAACUUGUAUAUGACGAUAUAUUAUCAGGGUGGAUUGUAGCCCCAUUUUUGUGUUACCACAAAGGAAAGACAAAUGGGAUAACAUUUGAACUUUUGUCGUACUAAAGUGAUAGUUAAACUUCAGAUAUGUGUUUACAUCAUUUCUUUGAUAAGUAAUACAAAGGGGAGAUUCGUCCGUGUGUUUAUUAAGAUUUCUGUGUCUAUGUAACUUGAUUUUAGAUAACAGAAACAAAAAUUAAUUAGAAAACUUCAUGUAUAAAUUUGCUGACAUUCGACAGAGAUAAAUUGAACAAUUUUGUGUUAAAUUUAUGAAAGUUGAUAGAUUAAAAUUGGAUAACGUUAUUUAAACUUUAUCUGAUAUCAACUUGUUUUGGGUCAAAGUACAGUACUAAGUUUUAUGAAAUAAUGUAUUCAAAAAAGGAUGUUAUUUACAUUCUACUGUAGUUGAAAACAUCAGACAUGUACAGAGGAUAUCUACACCUGAACUUGGCCCUGGUGUGUUUGCUUGUUGCCCUAUGUUCAGCAGUGGGGCCACCAAAACAAGUAGGUCUUUAUCAAGCACGUCAGGUCGCCAAAGUAGGUCAGGGAAAAAAGCGGUUUGCAUGUCCAGUUCAAGCAGACCCGGUACCUAUUGUACAGUGGCUCAAAGAUGGUGAAACAAUCACAGAAAUGUGGGAACCUAGGUAUCGAAUUACCAAGAAAGAGGGUGCUUUAAGAAUAAAGGAUAUAGAGCUGGAUGAUGCCGGGCUUUUCGUUUGCAAGGCAACAAAUGGGUUUGGCAGUAUAAACGUCAACUUCUCCCUUAUUGUUGUUGACAAAGAAUCUGGCCUUGUGAAGCAGGGAGGCAGUGUAUAUGAGCCGGGCCCAGAUGAGGACCUUACGAAAGAAGGAGUCAAACCUAAGUUCAUAGAACAAGACAAAAUGGAGCGUAAAAGUGUGAUUGUUCGGCCUGUUGGUAGUUCAUUACGACUACGAUGUCGGGCUAAUGGAAAUCCACUUCCAGCAGUGCGUUGGAUGAAAGACGGACAUGAUACAAUACUCAUUUCAGACGAAGGGUCUGACGCUGAUAAAAAGAAAUGGACUUUAAAGUUACGAGACUUACAGGAGGCUGAUAGUGGAACCUAUCAGUGUGUAGUGUCAAAUAGGCAUGGAGUUAUUAAUUUUACUUACUCUGUAGAAGUUAUAGGUCAGAUGAAAACCAAGCCAGUAUUGAUAGGACCUCACCCCUUGAACGAGACAGUAACGCUGGGAGGUUAUGCCUCAUUUCAGUGUAAAGUGAAAAGUCAGGUUCAGCCACAUAUACAGUGGUUAAAACGGUUAGAUAAGGAGUUGGAAGCAACUGUGAAUAGUACAAACAUUAUAGAAGUGAAAGGACAGAAGUUUGUGGUGCUGAAAACCGGCGAGGUGUACAAAGACAAUGAAGGAUUCUAUGUGAAUAAACUUGUGAUAAAAAAUGUGUUGGGGACAGAUGUAGGCAUGUAUAUAUGCCUUGGUGCCAAUACGAUGGGAUAUAGCUUUCGAAGUGCCUUCCUUACCAUUGUAGCAGAUGAUUCCGGUACUCCAUUGUCAAACAAUCCAAGUUUGUCAAACAGUCCAGGUUUGUCAUCGGAUCCGCACCAAAGACCGAGGUCGGAAAUAAGUAGUAGUGAAGAGGUGGGGAACGGCAGUCUGCCAUUAAUCAUUGCAAUCCCAGCUUGCGUGGCAAUAGUGUUAGUAACGCUCGCUAUAUUUAUUCUAAAAAAGAGAAAAAGGUGUAAUAAUAAUUCAAAUGCUCGUAGAAACACUCGCUUUAAUGCAGUACCAACGCAGGAGCGUGAAAACUUUACUCCUGCUGUUCAGUAUCCUCAUAUUUUACCUCCAAAAGGUCCGCCCAAUAGAUCUAUGGAUAAAGCAUCCACAAAACAUAGUUCAGACUUUUAUUCAGACAUUUCGUCCGUUUCACGAUGUCAUCAUCAUCCUCAGCAAGCACACAGCAAUCAUCAGUAUGGGUAUUGAAAAACUUCGACUUGCCGUCAUGAUAAUGACAAUAACAUCAGAGACAUCAAAAUUAACCUGUUAUUUUUGAAAGUUGGAAGUGCACACAUAGGUGCUAGACUGCAUUAUUAUAUCAGGAACGAGCAGAAAAAGUAUGAUGCAGAAUAUGUGCAUUGAAAGGUUUUAAAGAAAAUAGCAGUUUGAAGCACAUUUUCUAUGUUAUGUUUCCAAGUCCAUACUCGAAAGGAAUAGACGUCUAAGUUAUAUAUAUUAUUCUGCGUUGAAGGAAACUGUAAGAUUGUUGAAACUGCAAUCUUCAUUGUGAUGUGGACUAAUAGGAGAGAAUGAUAUUCCAAGAGAAUCAAAAAUAACAGAACCAUUGAGACAGCCUUUUGUGCCAGUCAAAUUAACUUUUGUAGAAAAAAAAAAUACAAAAAUUAAUUAUAAACAAAUGUUUAUACUUACUUACAUAAGAGCAUAGACUUAAAUGGUUAGGUUGACUACUACAAGUUGUUAACCAACAAGUCAAGUGGAGCAGCUGGUUCCGCAAGAAUGGACAGACUUGGUUCCACAAGUAUAAUUUAGACUGUGAUUUUAUUUCUAAGAGAUAGUUACAGAUUGUUGUAACAUUUGUAUCAAAUAAUAUUUUGCAAUAUUGCUAUUCUAGGGUAGAAAUAUGGCUAAGUUCUUCAUUAUUAUUAUUUUUGUCUCCAGCAUUCUUAUAUGAAAGCAUAUGAUGUCCUAACUUGUAAUAGCAAAGUUGAAAUGACCGUUAAAACAUAAUUUUGAAAAGUUUGUCUGUUAAAGUACUAUUUUAUCUUUUUUUAAUGACUUGAUUUUCACCUAUUAGAGACCUGCUUGUGUAUAUAGGUUAUGUUAACUUAAACUUACCAUUUUAAAGCUUUAACAUUAUUUUCUUUUAAAUACAGACAACAGUAAUAAAAUUAAGGUGUUUUAUUUCAACAAAAAAUGUUCAAAAAGACAGUUGUUUUAACAUGUAAUACAUGUAUUACUGAAAACACCAUAUAUGUAUUAUUACCAGUAAACAAUAGACAAAGAACAAUUCAGAAAUUAUUAUACAAAA